Molecule: messenger RNA, 1035 nt
Organism: Acaulospora morrowiae
Lineage: Eukaryota; Fungi; Glomeromycota; Glomeromycetes; Diversisporales; Acaulosporaceae
Source: the annotation of a GenBank genome assembly
AUGACCGAAAAGAGUUACGAUACCGAUAACAAACACAUUGCACAGCUCUCUCAAAAUGUAGAGGAGGUUCAAAUGCAAAAGGUUCACAAUGCACCUCUUGAUUCAUCAGUUCAAUAUCAACUUGAACCUUUGGUCAAUCAAAGUCGUGAUCACCUUUUUAAAAAUGUAAGCACGGCUUCAUCCCCAACAGAAUCUUCUCACAACGAAAGCGUAUCACGUGGAAUUAACAUCUCUGGAUCACAUGAUCAAAAUGAGAAAAAUUGGCCCACACCACCAACAUAUAGCAGAUCUGACGGAAAACAUACAGACGAUGGUCAUUUAAUGGAAGCAGGCUUGUCGGGAGUAAAUGCUACUGAAAUUGAUGAGGUAAAAGAAGGCUUGCAGACUGACAAGCAAAUUAGAAUGGCCUUUGUGAGGAAAGUUUACUUCCUUCUUUCCCUUCAAUUAUUAUGUACGGUUUUGAUAUCCGUGUUAUUUACGGUCAACAAAACCGUGUCGGAUUAUGUGCAAAAUCAUCCAGCGCUUUUCUUUAUCUCAUGGAUUCUAGCUCUUAUAGCAUUGGUAGUAUUGUUUUGGCAGCGCAAGAGAUAUCCUCUAAAUAUAGUUCUCCUGUUUACGUUCACAUUGAUUGCCUCGUAUAGUAUAGGCACAGUAGUAUCCAUGUACAGUGCCAAGAUAGUCAUACAAUCAUUGUUAAUAACGCUUGGCGUCUUCGUGGCUUUGCAAGUUUUCACAUUACAAUCAAAGUUUGAUUUUUCAUCAUGGGGUCCUUUCCUAUAUGCUUUCCUUUGGGCUUUGAUAGUUACUAUGAUGAUUGGAUUUAUACUUCCAUUUGAUCGAAGCUUCCACAUUCUUAUUAGCGCAGGGGCCGCAUUGCUUUUUAGUGCAUAUAUUAUAUAUGAUACAUACAUGAUAUUCAAGAGAAUGAACCCUGAAGAAUAUAUAGUAGCAGUAGUGGAAUUGUAUCUUGAUAUACUCAAUAUUUUUGCCGUGAUUACGACCAUUAUUGGUGGUACUUGUGAGGCGUCAUCAUAA